GCUACCUAAUCCGAUCAAAUUUUCCCUUUCAUUCUUUAUGUUGGCCUGUCCCGUGAUCGCCGAUCUACCCUUUUACACUUCGAACACUUUAACAGUCACAAUUAUCUAAACAAAAACGUGUGAGAAAUUCGGCUCUGUUUUUGAACGAUUAACUUUUAUUUUACUGGAAUAAUAGUUAUUUAUCUAAAUAUCAUCCGAAUUUUUUCUUUCCUGAACUUAUAAUGUUAAAAACAAUCAGUCUUCAAACUGAUGGUGCGAACAAAAAAGCAGCUAAAAAGAUAACCUUUUUGGUAGAAAUUGCCAACUAUCUUGUGAACCAUCAAAUAGGUUUCCCGAUACGUGUUUUAGCAUUUCUUAUAUUAGCAUAUUUUAUUUUCCCCGGAGCAGAAAAAUUCUUUUUCCUUCAGCAUGGAGAUCCAAAAACCGGCCUUUAUAAGAAAGGAAAAGACGACGUGUAUCUUAUUUUCACUUGGAUUGCACUUUUUACUUUCUUACGUGCUGUUAUAAUGGAAUACAUACUUAUACCUACAGUAAAACUUGGCGGAAUAAAGAAAGUUAGUCAGCAAACAAGGUUUGCUGAACAAGGAUGGUCGUUUUUGUAUUAUUCAAUUUUCUGGACACUUGGUAUGUAUAUAAUGUCCAAAUCACCUUAUUGGUUUGAUACUGCAUAUUUUUGGAAAGGUUACCCACAUGUUGAAAUGCCGGGUCUUCUCAAGUGGUAUUAUUUAGUACAAUUGGCUUUUUGGUUUCAACAAGUUUUUGUCAUUAAUAUUGAAAAGAGACGAAAAGAUUAUGUUGAAAUGUUAGCCCAUCAUGCAAUUACUAUUUUAUUGAUCUGUAGUUCAUAUUCAAUGAAUUGGACUCGAAUUGGGAAUGCUAUUUUAUGUGUUAUGGAUUUUGCAGACAUUUUAUUACCAUUUGCUAAAAUGUUAAAAUAUUGCGGAUUCAAUACGCUUUGUGAUGUUGUAUUUGGAUUCUUUAUGAUUUCAUGGGUAGUGACGCGUCACUUCUUUUUUGGAUAUAUAAUAUACAGCACAAUGUUUGAAUCUACACAAUUUGUAGAACUUAAAUGGGACCCAGAAGAAGAACACUUUUAUUCAAGAAAGACGCAAAUAUUUUUCGUGACUCUUUUCUUAUUAUUACAAGCACUAAUUUAUUUUUGGUUUUAUUUGAUUUGCCGUGUUGCAUAUCGAGUAAUUAUGGGCGACAAUGCACAUGAUAAUCGAAGUGAAUCUGAACAUGAAGAAGCUGAAGCAAAUAUUAAUCCUGGCCAAGUAUAUGAUUCUACUUCUGAAGAUGACUUAAAUACAGAUAAUGAAGAUGUCAAUUCUGAGAGUUCUUCAUCACAGAAUGAAGUUGUUAAGGAUUGUAAAUUAAAAAAGAACUGAGAAAAAGGGGUCAUAGACUUAAUAAUAGAAAGUAAAUUUAUUUUUAACUUCAGCCAAUUUUUUAUUAUCUUAUAUAAUUUAAAUAAUACCUGAAGUAUUAUUAAAAAAAAUUCAUAAUUAAUUUAUGAC
This is a messenger RNA of Rhizophagus irregularis DAOM 181602=DAOM 197198, 1517 nucleotides long. RefSeq lists its product as uncharacterized. NCBI's taxonomy places the organism in Eukaryota, Fungi, Glomeromycota, Glomeromycetes, Glomerales, Glomeraceae. Gene Ontology annotation, cellular component: membrane. Gene Ontology annotation, molecular function: sphingosine N-acyltransferase activity. The record is from RefSeq and is a predicted model, not a curated record. Gene Ontology annotation, biological process: ceramide biosynthetic process.